This is a messenger RNA of Anthostomella pinea, 1473 nucleotides long. The record is from the annotation of a GenBank genome assembly. Lineage: Eukaryota; Fungi; Ascomycota; Sordariomycetes; Xylariales; Xylariaceae.
AUGGAUCCAGGUCGGCGAGCUCUGAUUUCUGGCCGUAAGUCCCCCCCUCGCCGCGACAUUACAUCUCCUAGACGAGAUCCCAAUACCAGGAUCACCAAGCCCACGCGCCCAAUCCAGAACAGACCACCAACGUCCGCCGCCCAGACCUACCUCAGUCAGGACGAGCAGUCGGAACGCUUCGUAGCGGACGAGGACAAGUUCGUGCUGAAGCAGUCCAAGAAGAAAGCCGACAUUCGAGUCAGGGACGGGCGAGCCAAACCGAUCGAUUUCCUAGCGUUCAAUCUGCGAUACAUAGAUACCGACCGGGACGUCUUUGACGAGGACGAUGCCGAUGCCGAGAUCGACGUGCCUGCCCCGGGUGCCGUAAUCGAGGCGCUGAAGGAAUCCGAGCUCGAAGAGCUCAAUGCCGAAAUCACUUCAUAUCACACACUUGAGACGAAUGCGCGGAAUCGGGAAUACUGGACGGCGUUGCGGACGCUUGCGGCGGACCGAAAACAGAAGCUGAAGCCGAUGGCCCCGGAACAGCGCGCAGUCAGCUCCGUCACGUCGGAUGUCGAUAAUAUACUCGGACCUAAGACCUUUGAACAGCUGGAGAAGCUCGAGGGUCAGAUCAAGGCGAAGUUGCGGUCCGACGAAGUGAUGGACACCGACUACUGGGAGCAGUUACUGAAGAGCCUGAUGGUAUUCAAGGCAAAGGCCAGGCUCAAGGGGAAUUACGAGGCCAUCAAGGAAAGCAGAAUCGCAUUGUUGAAGGACCUGAAUCCAGAGAAGUCCAAGGCGCUGGCCGACCCUGAAUCUGCCACCAGGCUUGCUAGCAUCGGUUCAAGAGACGAUACAGCACAAGUGGCCCCCAGCGCAAAGCAGAGUGUAGCGGUAGUACCCUCACCCAGCACGAGUAACCCACCCCCCGGUACUGCAAGAUUCGCCAUGACCGGCAACGAAGACUUCUCCCAAGCCACGAAAGCUCUAUACGAGCGAGAGGUUGCUCGAGGCAUUAGCGAGAACGAGGAGAUCUUCACUGCGGAGGAGACAGUGGCGAGCGGAGCGAAACCACAAUGGGCCGACAAGUACAGACCUCGAAAGCCGCGAUACUUCAACCGGGUGCAGAUGGGCUACGAAUGGAACAAGUACAACCAGACUCACUACGACCACGACAACCCUCCGCCAAAGGUAGUCCAGGGCUACAAGUUCAACAUCUUCUACCCAGAUCUCAUCGACAAGAUAAAGGCGCCCACCUUCAAGAUCAUCCGAGAACACGGGAGAAGACGGGGCGAGUCAUUCGCACCGGCGGGCGAGGAGGACACAUGCCUGAUUCGGUUCAUUGCUGGGCCGCCCUAUGAGGAUAUCGCUUUCCGUAUAGUAGACCGCGAGUGGGACUACAGCGCCAAAAAGGAUCGCGGCUUCAAGAGCAGCUUUGACAAGGGCAUCCUCCAGCUCCACUUCCAAUUCAAGAAGAUCUACUACCGAAAGUAA